GUUUCAGCGUCGAUCAAUGGCCAAGCGGAGAGGAGCUCGUGUGCACGGUCCCCGCGACGCCAACCAGCCCGAGACCCAUGGAUAGCCCGUCCCGUGCCGCUUGCCUGCUAAGGCUGCAGUAGCUGCCUCUCAUUCCCCUCUCUUGCUGAUCUCACUCUCUCUCUCUCUCUUCCUCCCUCUCUCGGUGCACUCAAUGCAUUCACAUAUCCCACCAUACUCAUCACUGCCUGCCCAAGAGCAAUCAUGUCCACCACACCGACACCGUCUCUCACGCUAACCCGUCCCGCCCCAACAGACAACCCGACGAAACCCCUCAUCAUCCUCUGCGACGGGACCUGGUGCGGUCGCGAGACCAACACGCGAAGCAACAUCUACAAACUCGCCGAACUUUUCGGGGUAAGAAUCGGCGCCCGGAUCCAGUCUCCGGACGGAGUUCUCUACCUCGAAGGUGUGGGACUGGGCAGUUCGUUCCUCGACUACCUCUUCAACGGCGUAACCGGCCAAGACAUCGCGCAGCAAUGCAUCACGAUCUACGAAUACCUAGUGCACAACUACACCUACCCGACGCACGAGAUCUGGCUCUUCGGGCUGUCGCGGGGCGCGUACCUCGCGCGCGCUGUCGCGGGGAUGAUCAACAACUGCGGCAUCGUGCACCCGGUCCGGAUCGCGGGCACGAACGAGAUCGACACCCCGCAAACCCGACUGCUGUGCGAGACGGUCUACAACCUCUACCGGUCGCCCUACGCGACGAACGCGCCGCACGCCCCGCAGUCGCUGCGCUUCCGGCAGACGAAAUCGUGGCCGCUGAUCGGCGACGAGGACCCCGCCGACCGCACCACGCCGCGGUUCCACCCGCCCAUCCGGUUCAUGGGCCUCCUCGACACGGUCGGCAGCCUGGGCAUGCCCGAGUACACCGGCGGGGUCGGGCUGGACUGGCCCGUGUUCUACGACCAGCAUGUCUCGACGGUCGUGGCGAAUGUGCACCAUGCGGUCUCGCUGCAUGAUCGGCUGUUCGUCUUCCAGCCGUGUCUCGUGAGUCGGGACCGCGCGCGGCACGGUGCGCGGGAUUGGGAGCGGUUCGGCGUGACGCGGCAGGAGUGGCUCCCGGGGUGCCACUACGAUCUCGGCCGCCAGCGGUUCCGGUUUCUGCGCGAGUUCGGCGGUGGGUGGCUCGAGUCUCUGCUGGCCAGUCGGUGGUUCGGGUUCGCGAGCAAGGUCAUCGAGCCCAACCAUGUGCUGGCGGAUCUGGCGCUGCGGUGGAUGCUGCUGGCGAUCCGCGCGCAGAGCACUACCGUAAAGUAUGAAGUGGUAGCCAACAUUGAGCGCGUGAUCGAGGAUGUGACGGAGAGUAUUCAUGGCAGAGCGCGGGAGCCCGGUCGCACCGGCGACGGCGAUGUCUACGGGCAUAUCCUGUCGUAUGCGCCGUUUGGGUCGCUGCUUCUGGAUGUUGUGCGGAUGCUGCGCGGGACCCGAGGCAAGGUGUCGGCUCUGUAUCAGUUGUUCUUCGAUCUGCGGGACCGGCUGAUCCCGGAUGAUAACGCUGUGGUCUACGAUUUCCACGGGUUUGAUGAGGAUAUCCCCGGGUGUGUCGGGGAUUUGGCGCGGGUGAGUGAGCGGCGGUACCCUUCCAAGUCGUACGUGAAGUGGAGGUUGAGGCAGUAGGGUGGUUGUGUGGGCAGGGGACACGACUAUUUUUUGGCUUGCGUCGUGCUAUAGCAUCAAUCAAUUGCUUCCACCGGGAUGGAAGUCACCUUACAGGUGACGAGGUACUGUACUGUGCUACAACAUUCAUUGGGAAGUACAGAGCAUGCGCGGAACGGUGUAACUGUAACACACUCAAGUACCUGGUUCCCGGGUCGAGGAAUCUGCCGCAGGUGCGGGUGCUGAUUCCGCG
Molecule: messenger RNA, 1894 nt
Organism: Aspergillus aculeatinus CBS 121060
Lineage: Eukaryota; Fungi; Ascomycota; Eurotiomycetes; Eurotiales; Aspergillaceae
Product: T6SS phospholipase effector Tle1-like catalytic domain-containing protein
Exons: 2
Coding region: 244-1662 (472 amino acids)
Source: RefSeq, a predicted model, not a curated record